Bicyclus anynana (squinting bush brown) is the source of this 2197-nucleotide messenger RNA. Its product is annotated as rac GTPase-activating protein 1. The coding region runs from base 211 to 1998 and encodes 595 amino acids. The transcript has 13 exons. NCBI's taxonomy places the organism in Eukaryota, Metazoa, Arthropoda, Insecta, Lepidoptera, Nymphalidae. Gene Ontology annotation, biological process: signal transduction. The record is from RefSeq and is a predicted model, not a curated record.
ACUUUGUGAGUUGUCAUUUUUGAUUUUUGACAAAUCUGUCAUCUGCGAUCGUUAUUUGAAUUUUUUCCACUACAACUAAUCGUUAAAUAAAAGUGCCUGUAAAGUUUUUAAUAAGUUCUGUUUUUAUAAAUACUUAUGAAAUGUGAUUUGUGGUGAUCAAUCUGCUACUAUUUCCAAAAUAUUUCGUCUGCACCAAUAGCUUCACAAAAAAUGAGUACCGAAAAUUCAGAUUCGGGCGAAGGCCUGGUUCUCUCCAUGGUGGCCCAAUUUGAUGAUAUAAAUCGUCUAAACAAUGUUUUGAACGAUGGAGCAUCCGAAGAAUGUUUCCUAGCAUUUCUGAAGCAGAUGGACUGGGUGCGUACCCAGUGGGCUGCAGCUGAGGCAGAGAAUGUCAGACUGCAGGGAGAGCUGGACGAGGCACUCAAGACACUGUCCAAGUGGGAAAACAAGUUCACACAUGUCCGCAAGCUGUUAGAUGGAGAGAAGAGGGAAAGGAAUAUUGUAUUGAAGAAGUAUAAUGACUUGAACAAGCUUCUGGACAUGGCCAGAGACUUGUUAUUCAAUGACAACCGUGCCAAACUCAACAAUGAGACGCUGCAGAAGCUCGCCUUCCUCAACGGCACUGCACAGCACGACGUCAAACUGACCGGAGUGCCAGAGUUGAACUCAACUGGAACUCUGUUGUCGGAGAUGUCGUACUCCCGCUCGGAGGACGACCUGGACAUCUCGUUGGCGUCGACGCGCCGCUCGUGGGUGAAGCGCGGCGAGUGGAACCCGCGCGAGAAGCCACCCUCCACUAAGAAGAGACGCUCCUCCACAUCCUCCGCUACUAAGACAGUGGAGUUACAAGGUGGGAAGGUGCUGGCCACCGCCACGACAACACUCACGCUGGAGCGUGCGCCCACCACACACGAUUUAAAACCGCCGCAAAACUUUCAACCGAUAUCGGAGAGCAGUGACGAGGGUCCUCCGGCGCGCAAGUCCGCCGCACGCUCGUCGCCGCGCGCCGCGCCCUCCGCGCCGCCCAUCACUGAGUCGGAGAGCGCGUCGGACACGCCGCGCGCGCCGCCGCAGCGCACGCCGUCGGCGGUGUCGGCGGCGUACGGCGGCUCGCCGCGCGUGCGCCCGCGCCAGCACAACUUCGUCGCAAAGAACUUCUACAAGCGCGAGACGUGCGGCCCCUGCGGGAAGACCAUCAGCUUCGCGAAGGUGGGCGUGAAGUGCGAGCAGUGCCGCGCGCAGGCGCACCCCGACUGCCGCGCGCUGCUGCCGCUGCCCUGCGUGCCGCCCGGGAAGCUGCUCGCCACCAAGGAGGGCUGUAUAGCGGACUUCGCGCCCACCACGCCGCCGAUGGUACCCGCCCUGCUGGUGCACUGCAUCAACGAGGUGGAGAAACGUGGGCUCAACGAGAAGGGCAUUUACCGCCUGUGCGCCGUCGACAAGGAAAUUAAACGACUCAAGGAACGUUUCCUCCGCGGCUGCGGCUCGCCGCAGCUCACCGACGAGGACAUCCACGUGAUCUGCGGCUGCAUCAAAGACUUCCUGCGGUCGCUGCGGGAGCCGCUCGUCACGCACGCGCUGUGGAGCGACUUCAUGCACGCCGCCACGCUGUGCGAGCCCACCGACGCCACCGCCGCCAUCGUGCAGGCCGUCAGCGAGCUGCCGCAGCCCAACAGGGACACGCUCGCCUUCCUGCUGCUGCAUCUGCAGAAGGUAGCGGAGAGUCCGGAGUGCGAGAUGGGCAUAGACAACUUGGCGAAGAUAUUCGGGCCCACAGUGAUCGGGUACGGGCUCGCCAAGCAAGCGGCCGAGAUGUACAGCGCCACUGCCAAGAUGUUUAAUGUGAUGCAGCUCCUGCUCCGCCUGCAGAGCGACUAUUGGUCGCAGUGGGCGUGCCCCCCCGACCCCGCCUCCCCCGCCGCCGCCCGCCCCAGGGGGUUCUUCUUCUCGCCGGUCGACACACCGAUCGCAAGAAAGAAACGCAACUAUUUCCAGUAAGACGAGAGGUUAACAAAUAGUCUACAUAAUUAAAACGACAAUAAAUAUAAGCUAAUAAGUAAGCUUUUUUUUGUAAGGUUUUUUUUUCAUGUUAACCAUCAUUUUGUGCCUUUAUUUAUAUUAUACGCAUCUUAGUAUGUAUUAGUUUAUGUAGAACCAUUGACUUGUUUCCAUAGUAAUAUAUUUAGUAGGUUAAUUA